AUUUGUUAUAACUGUUUGAUGCCUGAGAGAAAAAUCGAGAUUUAUAUAUAUAUUAUCAUUAGACAGGUCCCUACAGGAACAUUAACUCUUCGACUCUCCUCGUGAGGUAACGACCUCGUAUGACUAUAUCUCUACCUGACAUAUGGUAUCUCUGGAGAGGAGGCUGCUUAAAUGGCUUUCCUUUACAAGAAAAUGCCGCUAUUGACAGCAGCGUGCAGUCGAUGGAGAGUAAUAAUAACUUUUCUCAAUGGUCAACGUAGAUGGCUUACAAGCUCACAAGUAGAUCAUCAUAGUUUAUAUUGGCCGUGUUCAAAUUUUGGGCUAGAAAUCAGAACUUUAGUGGAAAGCAAAAGCAAAGAAAAAUUCAAUUCUUUGUGUUGCAUGACUACUUAUUCUCAUUUUCAAAGUUUAGCUGAUCUGCAAGUCUUGUCCUCAAAGAAAAAUAAAACAGCACACUGUUGUUUUUGGCAGCAUGAGAUUUCAAAGAAUAGUUGGCAUCAGGCUUAUGAAUACAAGAGAAAAGGAAUCCUGCAGAACAGUAGAAUUGGAGACCUGUUGUUCAAGUCCAAUCACCAAUUCCAUUCAUUGACAUCACUCUGUGCUGUGGAUAAAAGUCCUGAGCCUCUUGUAAAACAAGAGGAUCUACAUGAGCUAACAAGGCAACUUUUGGAAGAGACCAGCAAACUUGAUGUGAUGAUCAAAUCAGUACCUAUCGUACGAGCUGAGCAGGUUGUUUUAAAUCUGCAUAACUGUGGCUUCAAUCCUGAAGAAAUUUUUUCCAUCAUUGCAGGGCAUCCAAAGUACUUCACUUCCAACAAACUUGUUCCCUGUAUCCACAGUCUGUUGAACCAGGGCCUGCUUAAAGUCCAUGUGGUGGCAAUAGUUCAGAAUUUUGAUCCCAUAAUCUCUCUGAAUGUAAAAAAAAUUGAGGAUGUCAUCAAUAUUUUUCGAUCAUUUGGGUUUUAUGAGAAGUCCUUCUCUCACAUCCUGGCUGCUUGUCCAGCUGUGUUUCUCCUUGAAGAAAAAGCCAUCAGUCAAAAAAUUCAGAUGGUGAAGGGAUUAUUUACUAACACAGAUGCAGUGAGAGUUUUGAGAUCCUGUCCUAAUAUUUUACUGGAUGAGUGGGCAGAUGUUCAAGCCAAGUUUGACUAUGUCUUCCAUACAAUGAAGGUGUCACAAAAACAAAUGAUGUAUGCUUCUUUGUUCAAUCACUCUCUUCAGCAUGUCAAGAACAGACACAUGUUUCUUGUCCAUGCUGGGUUUUUUGACAUGAGUAAGAUAAGGGAAAAUGAAAAAAGUUCCAAUGAUUCUCUGGACAAGAUCAUUGACACAACAGAGGAAGAUUUUUGCCGCAGAUUUGGUGGAUUCAGUGUAGAGGAAUAUAGAACAUUUUGUAAACUGAAUGAAAAGAAGCAUUUGAUGGAUCCUGAUGAAGAGAUGUGAGGACAUGUAUUUAUGUUAUGCAUUGUUCAGCAUUUGUACAGGGAAAAUAGUAAAGAAAUAAAACUGUGAAAAGUCAGA
This is a messenger RNA of Pomacea canaliculata, 1521 nucleotides long. Its product is annotated as transcription termination factor 4, mitochondrial-like. NCBI's taxonomy places the organism in Eukaryota, Metazoa, Mollusca, Gastropoda, Architaenioglossa, Ampullariidae. The record is from RefSeq and is a predicted model, not a curated record. Gene Ontology annotation, biological process: mitochondrial ribosome assembly; regulation of DNA-templated transcription. The coding region runs from base 172 to 1443 and encodes 423 amino acids. The transcript is spliced from 2 exons. Gene Ontology annotation, molecular function: double-stranded DNA binding. Gene Ontology annotation, cellular component: mitochondrion.